GUCUAAAGUCCUUGCUACAGCUAGGCCAAGAGGAUCAAAUACUUUCAAGACAGACCGAAAAGUCGAGUUAAAGCGUUACGCCACAAGGUCGAGGUAACAUGACCCCUAUAUGCCAUGGAGAGAUAGAGUGUUCUAAAAAGCAUCACGUCUUUUAUUAAUUGCAAUUUUCAACCCAUUCAAAACACCACCAUAAGCGAAGAGUCCUAACCUAACGUAAGGAUCUAAUCUCUCACUAACACGGGAGUCCCAACCCACCCCAUAACGCACCCAGCUCCCUGGUUUUCAAAAUAACAACGUCCUCGACAUCCGCGGACCGUAGCAGGAUCGUAGCAAACAUCAGAAUGUAUACAGGAUACCCGAACCACGCACGUUUGGAGAAGCUGCAGCCACCCACGCAUCGAACCCAUGGAUCGGGUAUCUGUGGCUGGAGACAAGGCGCCCAAGCCGCCGCUCCGCAGCAGAUCUUCAGAUCUAAGAGUCGGGGCCGUAUGACGGCUUCAAGGCAAGCAACUUGGGGCUCAGGUGUUCCUGCGGGUACUUGCUUAGGUAGAUAAGCGAUGUGUUAAUUCUAUCCUGUAGACGGUCGCGUACGGGACGAGUUGGGAGGCGUUGCAUCAGGUGCAUAUGUAGGGGCUAUCCCAUGCGCUUGCUUGCUUUUGUACCUGCAUAUUCAUACGCAGGAACAACAUCAUGGAUCUGUAAUGGGUGUUUGCGACUGCGCCUCGGUUUGUUUGUUCUUAUAUGCGCCUCCUUAUCACGCGAAGAGGGCUAUGGUUAAAUCUGAUAUACACACCUAACCUAGCCUUUUGUAUGAUACUUAAUAGAGUAGAGCUUGGGCUAAGCAUGUGUUUUGACGUUCUCCAGCACGCGGACAACUCGGACCUCGUCGUACAACCUAUGAACCGAAUUAUGAACCGAAUCGACAGACCUCUUCCAAUUCCAUGGUUCCCACCAGAGCGUGUUUGCUAGAUUCUUUAUGCUGGCGUAUACAUAGUACGUGCAUGCUGUGGAUGCAUUCGGCCUACCGUCCAUCUGAUAACCGUACGGACGACGCCACUGCAUAGACUAAUCAUCAACUGGGAAUAGCCGAAAGUGACAGCCUUACGGAUAUUGAUUGUCAUAGUCAAGGGGUAUGCUUGCAGCUUUGUAAUUCUUUCGAAAUGAUGACCUAGUACAUACGUUCGGCCGUUGAGCAUGUGAAUUCACUAUUGACAUACGAGGCUGCGGGAGGAGACGAGUAAAGGGAGUAUCGAAGCCGUCGCAGAAUGCAUCUUGUUUGUUUUGCUUGGCUCGCUUAAUCAUGUUAUAGCAGGACCAGUUACUCAAUGCUGACAGGGAAUAACUACUAUACAAAAGUGAUUGGUUCUGCCGUCCAAAGUCCUACACUUAGUGAAGUAUCUUGAAUUUUGCACGUCCCUUGCCACCCCCUGGCGAGUCUGAUCAUUGCUGCAUCUAGGGCACGAUGGCACGUCAUAACAGGCCUAAUGUUAUGUAGGUCUAAUUCGCUAGACCCGAAGCCAUGGGCCGCCGCUGCAUGGAAUACAUACGGAUUACGACGAAAUACUUAACAUUCUAUGGGAAGAGGC
This is a messenger RNA of Daldinia decipiens, 1586 nucleotides long. RefSeq lists its product as uncharacterized. The coding region runs from base 742 to 969 and encodes 75 amino acids. The record is from RefSeq and is a predicted model, not a curated record. The transcript has 2 exons. NCBI's taxonomy places the organism in Eukaryota, Fungi, Ascomycota, Sordariomycetes, Xylariales, Hypoxylaceae.